Molecule: messenger RNA, 1769 nt
Organism: Stomoxys calcitrans (stable fly)
Lineage: Eukaryota; Metazoa; Arthropoda; Insecta; Diptera; Muscidae
Exons: 2
Coding region: 70-1719 (549 amino acids)
Biological process (GO): proteolysis
Molecular function (GO): cysteine-type endopeptidase activity
Source: RefSeq, a predicted model, not a curated record
AACGCUUGAAAGAUAUGGUACGCGUAUUGUUCACAUAUAAUGUGAUAAUUAAAAAACUUCGUUUUCACAAUGAGAAAUAACAGUCUUAAGGAACUUUUGGAUCAAUUUGGCUUGCGCAUCAAGGAGUACAUAGUAAAUUGUCCCAAGCAUCCAUUGGAUGGGGAUGAAUAUUCACCUUUGUUCAGACACGGUGAUAACUAUAUAACAAUUCUUUUUCUGAGCUACAGCUGUUUCGUUGGUUACCCCGACGAAAUCCGCAAAGAGCUCAAGCAAUCGAAAUACAUUGGCUAUUCGUGUAUAACCGUUCUACUAAAUACCGACUGCGAUUGUCGCAGCAUUAUGUUGCAGAAUGUGCUUAGUGCCAUGAAGUUGAAUCCACAUCUGCGACAUAAAUCCAAAUUAGUAUUGACCACUUAUGUUGUGCAGGAGAAAUACCGACGGAUGAGUCAUAGGCGACAUGACAUCUACACCUUUUUCAAAAAGUAUUUUAAAAGAUUGGAUAAAAAUGGGGUGAAGUGUUCGAGAAGCGGGCUGUUACACCCGAAUUUAGAGAGUUUUGAUGAUGUGGAGCAGAAAGACAACAAUGAAUUGAACGGUGUUGAUCUAACAAAAUAUCGGCCCAAGCCCAAGAGUGUGAAAAUUAAAAACGCAACCAGCAAUGAUCGUCAUAUCUUGAGGGACCAUGUUAUCUUUCAUCACCUCAAUGUGGACAAUGCGGUGUUAAUGCAGUGCUUCAUUAACGACCCCUUGGACAGAAUGGCAGAAACAAUGUUUCUAAAGACCCAGGUUCUUGACGAUCCUAUGCGUUCGAUGCAGCAGGUAUUGAUGGAAAACGAUCAAAUUUUGGGCUAUUUUCGCAUAAUACAGGCCUCUACAAACACCGAUUUCUACUUCUGCAGCAUCAACCCGGCCUUUGCAAUAAUAUGCAACAACUACUACUUUACUAAUCAACCUGAAAAGAAGUGGCGCAAGGGCAGCGAGCAGGAUGUCAAGCGAAUUAUAAGGACUCUAAAGAUUGAGGGAAUUUCUCAUAUAAUCAUUCAGGACUGUCAACGCGACAAAUUGCAACGAAUCAUUGAGUAUUUCGAAAAGUUAGACUGCAGGAUUUUGAAAAAUUUUCUUUUCUUCUUGAUGACACAUGGACAAGCGAAUAAUGUCGUUGAAACACCAGACGAUACACUGGAUUUCCGAAAGGACAUAGUAAAUCGUAUUGCCGCCAAUCCAUCGCUUAAAGAUACAAACAUCACUAUGGUAUUGAACGCCUGUCGCGGAGACAUUGAUCCCAUAUACGCCGAUUAUUUUGAUAUGGAAGAAUUUAAAUACUCCAGUGGUCAAGACAAGGAUUUGCCUCCAAAUGUGGCUGUUAUGAAUAGUGUCCCCGAUGGUAUGGCCAGUCUGAGGUGUGAGAGACAUGGCAGCCCUUAUAUCAUUAGCCUCUGCAAAAACAUUCAUAAGAAUAGCGAUUGCCGCAAGAUUACCAAGCUAAACAAUCAGGAUCUUUUGAAAGACGAGAUGCUAAGUGAUUGGAAAGAAAUUGCCGAAAUUGUUUUAUUUGAUAAGCACAAAGAACACCGCAUUGACAAGGAGCCGUUUAAGGCCCCACCCAUACUAGAUUUAAUGUUGAAAAUUGUACAUGAUUUAGAGGAGUUGGGCAUAUUCAAUCGCAAUGAGGAAUCUGGUCGCCAGGCAAAGCCUUUAUUCUAUCGAAUUAGACGAUGAGCAAUGUCCUCUGGACAAUGAAGAAUGUCUCGAUAAAUGCAGAAAGAUUU